AUGCAGGCGCAGGUAGCAGCAACAUUCUUCAAGUCUGUGCUUGCCUCGCUGGCUUUCGGCCGCUUUGUGUUGGGUCUUGACAGCGCUGUGCUGGCGUUGGACUCUUUGAGGGCAAAAGGGCUCGCCAGAAAGCUGUACCUGGGCAUCAGGCGAUUGCAGCAGAGGCCUCCACUUCGAGUCAAGGAUGUUAUCAGGCUGGAGCUGAUUUGCACAGGCGAUGUGCCUCGCUCGGUCCUCGAUGUGGUGAUGGCUGGCUUCAUCCUCUUCAUGGUAUUCGCUAGAGCAUGUCAUUCUGAUGCCCAACAUGUUUGCUUGCUGUCUUUCGAGCUUGACUUCAGGGGUGAUCUGCCUGCAGGCUUCAUCAACACGGAGGUUAAGAAAACGAAAACUAGCUUCACUGUGGAACGGAAAACAAAGUUUCUACCCAUGCUAGCUCCGGCGCGGGGCCUCAGCGGCAAGUGCUGGGCAUCAGGGUGGAAGACGGCGCUCGAGAAGGAGGGCGUCACGGCGGGGGAGGGGAAACCUCUCAUGCCAUCACCCAAGAGUGGGGGAGGAUGGAACGUGAUCCCGCAGACGGCUCAGGCUUCGGGGCAAUGGAUGCGUGCUCUGCUCAGUGAUGGCACUGAUGAUCCUCAGUUGCUCGGGCUCGGGACGCACUCAGCCAAAGCCACACUUUUGUCGUGGCUGAACAAGAAGGGUGUUGCUCGAGAUGUCACUGCACUGUUGGGGUACCACGCGACGAAGGACGCUGGCAUAGGUACUGAGAUCAUCUACGCCAGGGAUGCCAUGGCGUAUCCCUUAAGAGUUUUGCAGGAGCUCGUAGAUGAGGUCCGCGAUCGUUCUUUCAGGCCUGAUGAGACCAGAGGCCUUAUGACGGCCGCAGAGAGGGAGGCUGCAGGAGUCCGUGACGAUGCAGGUGCAGAUUGCUCAUCAUCCUCUUCUGAGGAUGAGGAAUGUCCGCGCCAUGAUGAGGGUGCUGUGGGACGAGUUUUGGGCCCGUGGGCCGGUCGUGUAGAUAGAUCUAAGAUUCCUGAUGAGGCGGUCAUGGCUAGGAACGAAACCUCGCGAGUUUUGCACAUUUCCCGUGAGGAGCAGGCCGCCGCUUUCAUUUGUGGCCGAAAGAGUACGGCUGCCUAUGAGUUAAUGCGUGAGGUGCUGCGGGCAGAGGAUGUGGACAAUCUAAAGUUCCGUGCGCACGUGCCUUGCAAGUCCAUGCUGUCAUGCUCUGGCGGUGCCCUGCAAGUUCAAGUUGUAUUGCGUCUAGCACCACCAGUCCUGCGCGUGCGUCUGGAGCCAGUUGUCUUGCAGAAGUUGCAGUCACUUGGCAGGCUGAAUUUGGCACUUUAA
Molecule: messenger RNA, 1347 nt
Organism: Symbiodinium sp. CCMP2592
Lineage: Eukaryota; Dinophyceae; Suessiales; Symbiodiniaceae
Source: the annotation of a GenBank genome assembly